Wasmannia auropunctata (little fire ant) is the source of this 1487-nucleotide messenger RNA. RefSeq names its product bolA-like protein DDB_G0274169. The record is from RefSeq and is a predicted model, not a curated record. The transcript is spliced from 4 exons. NCBI's taxonomy places the organism in Eukaryota, Metazoa, Arthropoda, Insecta, Hymenoptera, Formicidae. The coding region runs from base 922 to 1260 and encodes 112 amino acids. Gene Ontology annotation, cellular component: mitochondrion.
CUUCUAGGGACUCUAAUAGCAAUCGAGAGUGAGUUCCAGAAGCGGGGAAUUCGAGUUCGAGUUAUAGAUUCCAGAACGGAUCGAAAGUACUGAGUACUCGGACCAUAUAUUAAUUAAAGCUGCGAAUAAAUGCAUAAAGCAAGACUGAUAAAAUUAAUACUUAGGAAAAAUAGCCAAAUUUGUUAAAAACGGACUUAGCAGAAUGUCUACACUACAGUUUUAUUGGCAGAAUGUCAGCAGAGAUACAAAAUCUGCUAACAAAAUAUAUAAUAAUAGCUUAAUUGUAAAAACCGAAUAGAGAUUGUGCCAUUUCGUAAUCAUUUAAAUGGUAUACUCCAUUCAUAUGAUUAGAAAAUGACAGGUUCUACUUAAUUUCUACUGGCAAUUUGCUGUCAGAUUACAUCAACAGACUCUGCUUGCAGUCAGCGGUCACAGUCGAUACUACUGAUACUAGUCUACCGCAAUAUUCUGCUUGAAUCUUCCGGCAAACUAUUGCAAAACUUGCUAAUGUUUUGCUUUCACUGGAAUAUUUAACCAGAAUUCAGCUUACUUUUCUAUAAAUCUCUUAAAUAAACUAAUAUCUAACACUUUCGGUAAACUUCUAGCAUACUAACGUUUUAUUCACUGGAAUAUUUAGUGAGACUUCCUCAACUUACUUUUCCACAAGUCUUUUGAAUAAACUAUAAUUAGUAUCUUACACUUUCACAAUCAGUAAUAUUUGUUCUAGCAUCUCGACACUCUGACUGUUAGCAAUCAAUACGCAACUGAGACGUGUUUCGUUUUCUUAAAAAACUUAGCAUUCAAAUAUAUUAUAGUUUUAAAGGCUUUUCGUCUAAUUAUCCAUAUAAAGCAAAGACAAAUAUGAAUGUUAAUUAAGCAAAAAACAAUGAUGUAGAUUGUAGUACAUUUCAUCGACAAGACAUGAGCAGUUGUGAGGCGUUGAUCAAACCUAUAGAGAGUUCAAUCAGAGGAAAGCUGGAAGCUGCACUGAAACCUCUUCACUGUGUCGUCAUUAAUGAGUCCUACAUGCACAACGUUCCCAAGAACUCUGAGACGCACUUUAAGGUAGUGGUUGUAUCAGAAAAAUUCGAUAAACAGCCGUUGAUUAAGCGACACCGGAUGAUAAACCAAUUGUUGCAAGCGGAACUCCAAGGAGGUGUACAUGCUCUAUCAAUUGUAGCAAAAACACCAGAACAGUGGAAAGCAAGCGAUAAAACGAUGGCUGCGAGUCCUGCUUGCAGGGGCGGUUUUGGAAAGUAAUGUCGUGUAAUGAUUUCGUGAAUUUAACGAAUAAUUAUAUAAGGAUAAUAACUUAAGUCGCGAAAAUAAUUUAUAUAACAGAAGUAUCACAUAAUAAACACAUAAUUCCGCUGCGAUUGACAUAAAUAAUAUUUCUUUUAUUAAACGAGAUCAUUAUGCAUGAAACGUCUUCUGUACACCAAACAAAAUCAGGUAAAAUAAAAAAAAACUACUUUGCAAAAUCGGAA